ACAAAUUGGAAUAUGGCGGUAUCAGCGCUGUCAUUCCUUCGCAAGGAUCAGAAAUCAAAAGAAUUAUCUGAGAAAGCUCCAAAACCAACAGGUUCCACGUUAGAUUUUCCAGAGUCCAUUGAUGAUCAGGCACUUUGACAGAUUUUGGUAAACAUCACAAAAGAAAUCCCAAGCAACCAAGAUGAAGAGCAGAAAGAGAGGACGACCUCCUGCAGACUCUUCUGACAAGCCUGCAGCUAAAAAGGCUGCAAUCAAUUCCCCCACUCAAGGAAAGACCAGAGCCACUUCCAAAACAGUGCAGAAGCCUACGGUAAAGAAGACAGUGGUAAUCAAGAAAGUUUCGGCUCCCGCGAGGAGCAAGAAAUCUAAACAGACGGAGUCCAGCCGGGUAAACCAGAAGAAACAUGCUCCAAAUAAAAAGAAAACUCUUCCAAUCAAGUUCAGUGGAGCCACGGGGAAGUCCUCGAGUGCAGAAUCUGCUGAGAGAAGAGACCAAACAAAGCAGGAUGAAGCAACUACUGAAUUAUUAUCUGAGCCAUCAAUUGAAAUGGAAGAUGAACACAAUUACAGCAAAGAUCCUAGAGAUGAACUGAUGAAAUUGAACCUGCUGAUUUAUGCCUGCCCUGUAUGCAAGAAAUAUUCCUUUGAUCCUCAGCAGAUGACCAAUCAUGCAAGGACAGCACAUGAGGGCAAAGUUGGUGUUAUGCUUAUGUUGCCGCUUCCAGACGUCAAGUUACCCAAAAUUGCAUCCCCACAAAAACAGCAAGUAUUAGCAUCACCUCCGCUGACCAGGGUUGUAAGCCCGACUGCAGAGGGAAACAAGACAAUGUAUGGCUGCGACAAGUGUGAUAGACAGUUUGAUCGUGCUAGACAGAUGAAUAUGCACAGAUGCCUCCAGAUGAGCAAGAGGAAGUCAUCGCCCCGCAGGGGAGAGGAAAGUACAUUAUCAAAAUCUCCUAGUAGAGCAGAAGAAAUGUUAACGCUAAUGACUCCCAAAGAGAACAAGAAAGAGUCAGAAUCAGAAACAGUCACAUCUCACCUUGUCAUUGUUGAGAAUGAAGCGACAAACUCUGAUAAAAUUAAAGAAAGUGGGGUGGAAGAUGGGAAGAAAAUUCCCCCCAUACCUCCCAAGACGGCUACUGAUCUUGUUGACACUGAAUCUCCACAGCAGUUUGGAGACAGCCCUACCAAAGUAAGGAGCUUUGAAGAGGAUCCCAUGGAUAAUGGCAUUGAUGAUGAUGGUGAUGAUGAUGAUGGUAUACCACCUACACUAGGUGUCCAUCUAAGUAAAGACAUACCACCAGAGGACAGACCUGGCACAUGGAAACUCUGCAAAAGAAAACAUGUGACAGGGUGGAAGUGGGAAGCACAGAAAGUGACUGAUGAAGAGAUGAAGCAGAUAGCUGAACAGGAAAAUGAGAAAAGGGAAAUGGACAUGAUUGAGAAGGAGAAGAAUGAAAAGGAGAAGAGCGAAAUGGAGAGAAAUAAGGAGGAGAGUGGAAAGGAGGACAGUGAAAAGGUAGAAGGUGAAAAAGAGGAGAGCAAGAAAGAGGAGGAUGAAAAGGAGAGUGGAAAGGAGAAGAGCAAAGAGGAUAAGAGCAUAGAGGAGAAUAGUGAAGUUGAAGAGACCCACAAUCAGAUAGAUAAGAUAGGCAGUCAGGUAAAUAUUCCUUCUACAGUAUUGGGAGAAGAUGAUGAUUAUGAAUUUUGUGAAGAUGAUUAUGUAGAGGAUAACGAUGAUGAUGAACCUGUUCCAUUUAUACACAACCCAGAAGUGGGAAAGAAAAUUGACCCUGAUUCAUUAAUUGGCAAGUACAAAGCGCUAUCCGAUAUACUAGACGAUGAUAUGAUGAAACAGUGGGCUAACAAGGAUCCUCCUACAGUUGAUGAGUUAAACAAAUAUAUCAAAAAAGUACACGGUGGACUACAGAGUCCUAAUGGGGAAGCUCUUGAUUUUUUCAUGUGUCUUAUAUGUCGCAAGGUGUUCAAGACUAAGAAUGUUAUGACUCCUCAUAUAUUUUCUCACAUCGGAUAUCGUCCUUACAUGUGUGUGCAGUGCGGAUACAGUUCUACUCACAAACGUGGCUGGACAACUCACAUACAGAAACAUAAUGAUCAUGAACUCAAAUGCUGGCAUGGCCAAUGUGUUUAUGUUGGGAAGGAUGCAGAGGAUCUGGAUGAGCAUAGGAAGACCCACGCUCCAUCCUUACGUUGCAUUCUUUGCGAUGUUAAGUUCAAAGGUCAAAGCACCAUGCUUGGUCAUCUGUACAUCAGCCAUCGGGAGGAAAUCAGGGAAGGAAAAGGGAAAGAAUUCUACACAUUAAUGGCCACAGCUGGGCGAGCAAAGAGUCAGAUUGUUCUAUUUGAGUGUGAUAUUUGUGGACAGAAGUGCAAGACAAAGAAAAGCUACUACACUCAUAUAAGAACGAAUCAUGCCCAGCAAUCUGGCUCAAAGAAAGCUAAAGGACGAAAGAAUAAAAAUGGAGAAAAAAAGAAGAGGAAGAGGAUGAAGAAGCGCUCAUCUUCCCGCAACUGUCCUAUGUGUGGAAUGGCAUUUGAAGGUGAAGUAAAAUUGACACGUCACUUGAACACGCAUCCUUUUAUCUACCGUUGCUCUAUGUGUGAAGAGAAGUUCUUGACAUAUGGCGCACUUAAUGAGCAUGUUGGGUUCCACAGGGCUGAUCAGGAAGGAGAGUUCAACCCUCAAGACAAAAUCAAUGAGAGUCUACGAAGGAGUAUCUACUUGGCUGGGCAGAUGGAUAAAGCACUGGAAGCAGACAAGGUGCAAUGGGCGCAGCGCAGAACUGGAGCAGAAGCACCUAAGAGUGCGAUGACAGGCUCCAUCUUUGAUGAUUUAAUGUCAAAGAUCAGUAUUCCUACUGAAAUUGUAAGCAAAGAAGAACUAGAGGAAGUUGGGGAAGACUUUGUCAAUCUGAAUUACAAAAAACUGACUCCUUCCAUAUUACGAUAUAUACAUUUACGCUUUGGGAAUGUUGAAUGUGGAGUUUGUGGGAAACUCUUCCCAAAGGUUGGACUAUGUAAGGAUCAUACUAAGAAGCAUACAAAGGUAAAGGACUGCAAAUGCCCCCAUUGUGAUUUUCAAGGUAAAAAUAAGAAAGCUCUUGAAAGUCAUUUGGCCAGGGUCCACAAUGAAGGUGAAUCGUUCCAUUGUCCUAAAUGUGAUACCAACAUAAUAGGUGCUGAUCUUUACAAGCAUCAUAUGAGGAGACAUGCUAAAGAAGACUCUGGACCUUACACGUGCACUUGGUGCAACACAGUUGAAGAGAAAAGGGAGGAUAUGAAGAACCAUAUCAUGAACACGCACCCUAUGAUGCCAUUGGCUGAGAGUACUAAGAUAAUGGGACAAGGGGUUGUCAUCCACAGAGAGAAGGGAGCCCCUUUCUUGGUGUGUGAGGUGUGUAAUGAAACCUUCCGCCGUAUUUGUGAUCUUCGCCGUCACAUGUGGAAACAUUCUUCUGUGAAGCGAUUUACCUGUGAUCUUUGUGACUAUGGCUCUGACAAGCGUGGAAACAUCAUAAGCCACAUGAGGAAACACUCCACUGAGAAGCAAGCAGCCUGCCAUGUCUGUGGGAAGAUGUACAAGACAAUGCAAAGCCUGAAGCUCCAUGUCCAAACUGCCCACCUGAAGUUGAAGCCACACAAAUGUGACCUCUGUGAUUAUGCUGCUGCCCAGCCAGUCCAUUUACGUCGGCAUGUUGUCCUCCACCACAACACUGGAGAGCGCCGUCGAUUCCGAUGCGCCAUCUGUCCCGACUACAGGGCAACUGAUCUGCAGGUUGUGAAACGACACUACCAGAAGAAGCAUCCCAGUCAGAAGAUGAACCUCUCCAAAUGCUGUCCACCUGAUGCAUUCAACCCAUCCACUAUGAAGAAAGACAAACACCAGGUUAUCCAGGUGGUACCAUCUGUACCUUCUCUGAAUGAAACACCCGCUGUCAAUCAUGACACACCGAUGCCGCCCGAGUCAACUCAAGAGAUGGACCAUGAGCAAGUGAACCAAUCUCAUGAAAUGGAUCCUGCUAUAGUUGAAGUACAGACAGAACAACAUCAAGAAAUUCCUCAAGACAUGACAGUUGAGGUAAUUCUCCCAGAGGAUCAAGGGCAGCUGAUUGAUAUCAAUUCUUCUCUUCCAGAUGUUAUCAAUGCUUUAGCUUCACUUCAAGAUUCUGAAAUCAUCACUCAGUAAUACCCAAGUCAAUUCCAAAAAAUUCUAAACUCAACAAAGACUGAUUUACAAUAAAACAUCAAAUUUAUAAUACUACACAGUCAAUCCAACAAAAUCUAUUCUAAACUAAACAAUGACAAAUUGAAGAAAAAAAAUUAUGUGCGUGUUCAUCAAAGUGCUGUUGGUUUGGCAAUGUGAGUCAAUUAUGACACUAGUCACAACACUAAAAUGAUAUGACUCUUUGCAUCCUUCAAGUUAAGUCCUCACUAAAUAUUACAAAUAUUGCAAAUGAUCAAACAUAAUCAGCUAUGUCAAAGACAUGAAGGUGAAACCUUCUUAAAGAUUGUAGAAAGACUGGUGUAGUAGAAGAAUAUUGAUAAGCAAUGCAAUAGAUUGUUAAUGUUGGAUAAUUAGAAAUAUGCAGGAAACAUUCUUCAUUGAAUGUCAAUUUAGUGAAAAUCUAAGACAAUCUUGAUUUUGAAAACCCAUAAAAAUUAUACACAAGACACAGAUAAAUAAUUGAGAACCUUCUUAAAAAGCCGAGGUUGUUAUUAAUUAAAAAUAAUCUCUAUGCAGUAUUGAUCAAAGAGUAUGAAAUGAUAUACAAAGAUAAAACUGACACAGAAAUGCUGUUACUUUCAGUUGCUGUUAGAAAUUUACUGAAUAUGAUGUAAAGAAGUGAAAAAAGAGAAUGCUUUUUUAUUAUUUUGUUGUUGCUACCCUUGGAGUACACAAAUGGUGCCUGUCCAUGCUGCAUUGAUUGAGCUGAAAUGAGUCAAAUCAACUGGGGUAAAAGUGUCAGUUUGUUUGGUUUGACUGGGU
Lytechinus variegatus (green sea urchin) is the source of this 5008-nucleotide messenger RNA. Its product is annotated as zinc finger protein 616-like. Gene Ontology annotation, cellular component: chromosome. The transcript has 3 exons. The record is from RefSeq and is a predicted model, not a curated record. Gene Ontology annotation, biological process: regulation of transcription by RNA polymerase II. Gene Ontology annotation, molecular function: chromatin insulator sequence binding. The coding region runs from base 182 to 4207 and encodes 1341 amino acids. NCBI's taxonomy places the organism in Eukaryota, Metazoa, Echinodermata, Echinoidea, Temnopleuroida, Toxopneustidae.